Messenger RNA from Sorex araneus (European shrew), 933 nucleotides. RefSeq names its product olfactory receptor 148-like. Bases 1 to 933 code for a protein of 310 amino acids. The record is from RefSeq and is a predicted model, not a curated record. Gene Ontology annotation, cellular component: membrane. The transcript has a single exon. Gene Ontology annotation, molecular function: G protein-coupled receptor activity; olfactory receptor activity. NCBI's taxonomy places the organism in Eukaryota, Metazoa, Chordata, Mammalia, Eulipotyphla, Soricidae. Gene Ontology annotation, biological process: G protein-coupled receptor signaling pathway.
AUGAGGAACCACACAGAGCUGAGUGAGUUCAUCCUGCUGGGAAUCCCUCAGACCCAGGGAGUGGAGACUAUGCUCUUUGUCCUCUUCUUGUUCAUUUACCUCUUCACGCUGGUCGGCAAUUUACUCAUCCUCAUAGCAAUCCUUUCCUCCUCUGCCCUUCACACCCCCAUGUACUUCUUCUUAGGACUGUUGUCCAUUUUUGAUAUAGUAUUGCCAACAGUGACCUGUCCCAAGAUGCUGUUCUAUCUCUCUGGCCAGAGCCGGGCCAUUUCUUACAAGGGCUGUGCCACACAGAUCUUCUUCUACCAUUUCCUGGGAGCUACUGAAGGCUGCCUUUAUUCUAUGAUGUCCUAUGACCGCUUUGUGGCCAUCUGCCACCCCCUGAGGUAUACACUCAUCAUGAGACCUGAAGUCUGCGUGGGUUUGGUUAUAGGAGCCUGGUCACUGGGCUGUGUUCAUGCCUCCAUCCUGACCUCCUUCACUUUUAGACUCAACUACUGUGGCCCGAAUCAGGUGGACUACUUCUUCUGCGACAUCCCGGCUGUCCUUCCGCUGGCUUGUGACGACACCUCGAAGGCCCAGACAGUAGGUUCCAUAGCCGUCAGCUUUCUGGCUCUACUGUAUUGGUGCACUAUUUGCCUCUCCUACCUGCGCAUUGGGAUUGCCAUUUUGAGGAUCCGGUCCACAGAGGGCAGGAAGAAAGCCUUCUCCACCUGCAGUGCCCACCUCGCUGCCAUCCUCUGUGCCCUUGGACCAAUAAUCAUCAUCUAUCUGCAGCCCACACCCAACCACUUGGUUGAUGCCAUAGUUCAAAUAUUUACUAAUAUCGUUUCGCCCAUGCUGAACUCACUCAUCUAUUCCUUAAGAAACAAAGAAGUGAAAACAUCACUGAAAAGAGUGUUUCAGAGAGUAAUGCUUUCUUCUGAAGAAUAA